AUGGCUCCAAGGUUUGGUUUUUCAGAUUUGUGGGCGAAGGAAACGAGGAAAGGUACACCAGUUGUGGUGAAAAUGGAGAAUCCAAAUUACUCAAUCGUUGAAAUAGACGAACCAGACGAUGAUGCGUUUGGACCAAUGGAGAAGAAGAGUAGAGGCAAGAACGCUAAACAAGUGAGAUGGGUUUUGCUUCUUAAUGCUCACAAAGCUGUUGGUUGUCUCACUUGGUUAGCCACUGUGUUCUGGUCUCUCCUUGGUUCGGUUAAGAGAAGGCUCAGUUUCACUCACCCACUUGGCUCUGAGAGACUUGGUAGAGACAGAUGGCUUUUCUCAGCCAUUAAGCUCUUCUUAGUUGCUUCAUUGACGAUUCUUGGGUUUGAGUUAGUUGCUUAUUACAGAGGAUGGCAUUACUUCAAAAACCCUAAUCUUCAUAUACCGAUAAGCAAACUCGAGAUCCAGAGCUUGUUUCAUCUGCUCUAUGUUGGUUGGUUGAGCUUAAGAGCUGAUUAUAUUGCUCCUCCUAUCAAAGCUCUCUCCAAGUUUUGUAUUGUACUGUUCCUUGUACAGUCUGUAGAUCGUUUGAUUCUUUGCUUAGGCUGUUUUUGGAUUAAGUAUAAGAAGAUUAAGCCGAGAAUCGAAGGAGAGCCUUUUCGAAAUGAUGAUGUUGAAGGAUCAGGAUCUGAGUAUCCAAUGGUUCUUGUUCAGAUACCAAUGUGCAAUGAGAGAGAGGUAUAUGAGCAAUCUAUAUCUGCUGUGUGCCAGCUUGACUGGCCAAAAGAUCGAAUGCUGGUUCAGGUUCUAGACGAUUCAGAUGAUCAAAGCAUCCAGCAGUUAAUUAGAGCUGAGGUUACUAAGUGGAGCCAAAAGGGUGUCAACAUAAUUUACCGGCAUCGCUUAGUUAGAACUGGAUACAAAGCUGGUAACCUCAAAUCCGCAAUGAGCUGUGAUUAUGUGGAAGAUUAUGAGUUUGUUGCAAUUUUCGAUGCGGAUUUCCAACCUAACUCGGAUUUCCUCAAACUAACUGUUCCACAUUUCAAGGAGAAGCCUGAGUUAGGUCUGGUUCAGGCUAGGUGGGCGUUUGUGAACAAAGACGAAAACUUGUUGACUCGUCUCCAAAACAUCAAUCUGUGUUUUCACUUUGAGGUUGAGCAGCAGGUUAAUGGUGUGUUCUUGAAUUUCUUUGGUUUCAAUGGAACUGCUGGAGUAUGGAGAAUUAAAGCCCUUGAGGAAUCUGGAGGCUGGCUUGAAAGGACAACUGUCGAGGAUAUGGAUAUAGCUGUUCGGGCUCAUCUCCAUGGAUGGAAAUUCAUAUAUCUUAACGAUGUCAAGGUUCUUUGUGAAGUUCCUGAGUCGUACGAAGCAUACAAGAAGCAGCAACAUAGAUGGCACUCAGGACCUAUGCAACUAUUUCGCUUGUGUCUUCGAGCAAUCUUGACAUCUAAGAUUGCAAUGUGGAAGAAAGCAAAUCUGAUACUUCUGUUCUUCCUUCUAAGGAAACUCAUACUUCCUUUCUACUCUUUCACAUUGUUCUGCGUAAUCCUUCCCAUCACCAUGUUCGUUCCAGAAGCCGAGCUUCCUGUUUGGGUCAUCUGCUAUGUACCGAUUUCCAUGUCAUUACUCAACAUUCUCCCUGCUCCAAAGUCCUUCCCUUUCAUUGUCCCUUACCUCUUGUUUGAGAACACAAUGUCGGUCACCAAGUUCAACGCGAUGGUAUCUGGAUUAUUCCAACUCGGUAGCUCGUACGAAUGGAUUGUAACAAAGAAAGCAGGAAGAUCAUCAGAGUCUGAUCUUUUGGCAGUCACUGAGAAAGAAUCCAAGAAGAUACCAAACCAAAUGCUAAGAGGAGUUUCGGAGAGUGAGCUCUCGGAGAUAAGCCAACUUGAAGAACAGAAGAAAAAAUCGGUUUCCAUGAAGAAAACCAAUAAGAUAUUCCACAAAGAGCUUGCGCUAGCUUUUCUUUUGCUCACCGCAGCAGUUAGGAGUCUCUUAGCCUCACAAGGUGUGCAUUUCUACUUCCUGUUGUUCCAAGGUCUCACCUUUCUUCUUGUGGGUCUCGAUCUGAUAGGCGAGCAGAUGAGUUGA
This is a messenger RNA of Arabis nemorensis, 2079 nucleotides long. Lineage: Eukaryota; Viridiplantae; Streptophyta; Magnoliopsida; Brassicales; Brassicaceae. The record is from the annotation of a GenBank genome assembly.